Hemicordylus capensis (graceful crag lizard) is the source of this 3516-nucleotide messenger RNA. RefSeq names its product ubiquitin conjugating enzyme E2 Q2 (gene UBE2Q2). Lineage: Eukaryota; Metazoa; Chordata; Lepidosauria; Squamata; Cordylidae. The transcript is spliced from 13 exons. The record is from RefSeq and is a predicted model, not a curated record. Bases 578 to 1816 code for a protein of 412 amino acids.
CCGCCUCCCUGGAAUGAGGGGCGGCGUCCUCCGUAACGCGGGGCAGCUGCAGGGAAGCCAAGCCGAGGCCGCCGCCGCCGCCGCCGGAGGGAGCCAGGGGGUGUGUUUGGGGUCAGCUCCAACCCUGCCCCGUGGGUGGGCCUGACCCCGGCCUCGGAGGAGGAAGGGGCCGAGCCAGCAGCGGCGGCGGCAGCAGCAUCGGGGCUCCCAGGCGCGCUCCUCGGCCUAGUCAGUGGCGGGCGCUCCAGUCCGUGGCGGCCCUCAGAGGCGAGCGCGAGGCGAGGCGGGCUGAGCUGCGAGGCGGAAGGGCGGCCGCCGCGGCUGCUGCUGCUUCUUCCUCUUCUUCCAGGCAGGGGCCCGCCCGCCAAGCAAGCGCCGCCGCGGCUCCUUCCUUCCCCUCCGACUGCGCCUUCUCCUCGCCGUCGUCGUCAUCGCCCGCCCGCCCCAGCCAGCCAGCCAGCCAGCGCGGCCAGGCCAGGCCCGGGAGAGGGAGCGCUGCCGGCCGGCGGGCUGGUUGGCUGGUGGUGCUGCGCCGGCGCGGCAGCAGGCCCAGGCCGGGCCCGGAGAUGAGGCCAGGAUGUCGGUGUCAGGGCUGAAGGCCGAGCUGAAGCUCCUCGAGUCCAUCUUCGACAAGGACCACGAGCGCUUCCGCAUCGUCUCCUGGAAGCUCGACGAGCUCCACUGCCAGUUCGUCGUGCUGCCCUCGCCGCCCCCGCCGCUGCCGCCCCCGGCCGCCACCACCACCACGACGACGACGACGACGACCCCCAGCCACGCCGCGGCGGCUGCUGCUGCCUCCGCCGCCGUCGCCCCCGGGGGCUGCUCGCUGCCGCCUCAGCCGCUCACCAUCCAUUGCAACAUCACGGAGUCUUAUCCCUCCUCAUCGCCAAUAUGGUUUGUGGAAUCAGAUGACCCCAACUUGACUUCAGUGUUGGAGCGUUUAGAAGACAUUAAGAGCAAUACUCUGCUUCUCCAACAACUGAAACGAUUGAUAUGUGACCUCUGCCGGUUGUAUAAUCUUCCUCAGCAUCCAGACGUUGAAAUGCUAGAUCAGCCAUUGCCAACGGCCCAGAAUGGAACGACUGAAGAGGUUACAUCGGAGGAAGAAGAGGAGGAAGAUAUGGGUGAAGACAUUGAUCUGGAUCAUUACGAUAUGAAGGAAGAAGAGCCUGUUGAUGGAAAGAAGUCUGAGGAUGAUGGCAUUGAAAAAGAGAAUCUUGCAAUCCUGGAAAAAAUCCGAAAGAAUCAAAGGCAAGAUCACCUAAAUGGUGCAGUCUCUGGGUCUGUCCAGGCUUCAGAUCGACUUAUGAAAGAACUCAGGGAUAUAUAUAGGUCACAGAGUUAUAAGACAGGGAUUUAUUCAGUGGAACUUGUAAAUGACAGCCUGUAUGAGUGGCACGUAAAGCUUCUUAAAGUUGAUCCUGACAGCCCAUUACAUAGCGAUCUUCAAGUCUUAAAAGAAAAAGAAGGUGUAGAAUAUAUUUUGCUCAACUUCUCUUUUAAGGAUAACUUUCCUUUUGACCCUCCGUUUGUGAGAGUGGUCUCUCCCGUGCUCACUGGUGGGUAUGUUCUUGGUGGAGGCGCAUUAUGCAUGGAACUUCUUACUAAACAGGGCUGGAGCAGUGCCUACUCCACGGAGUCUGUCAUCAUGCAGAUCAAUGCCACAUUAGUCAAAGGAAAAGCCAGAGUACAGUUUGGAGCAAAUAAGAACCAAUAUAAUCUAGCAAGAGCACAGCAGUCCUAUAAAUCUCUAGUACAGUUACAUGAGAAAAAUGGUAUGUAUGGCUGGUUCACGCCUCCAAAAGAAGAUGGUUAAUAUUUUUGGACUCUCCUACACUUGGACCAACAUUUAAAAAAUUUCCUUCCAACACAGAUUCAAGCUAUGAAUGCCCCUAUAACAGCCAUAUUGAAGAUCCUAGCUAAUAGAUAAUUAGUGGAUAAUCUGUUGACUGACACAUCCAGUAUAAGUUACAGCCGUACAAUUCUGCUCUUCUAUCAAGUAUCUUGGACUCUGCAGUUUAAGAUUUUACUGUAUUGUCACUCCGGAUCAAGCAAACCCAUCUCCCUCAUUUUAGAGUGUAAAUUCUUCAAACCAGGCUAUUGGUUUACUGAAAUAUCAAUCAAUAGACUUCUUCCCACCAAAUUUUUGUAUGCACUUAUUUUUUUUAUACUGCGGAGUGCAGAGAACUGCAAUAUAUUUUAUUUAAAGCCAACCAAGUUUAAUUACAUUACUUUAAUAAUAUGAUACUAAGUUUUCAGGUCUUGCUAAAUCAGUUUGUUUUUUUUCCUGGCCUAAAAUGGAAAGCAUUUGUAGUAUUGCCAAAUUUAAUGAUAUAUAGGAAACACUGUAUAUUAAAUCAUUAAACUUUUUUUAUGGCUGUAUUGAGGAUAUGAACUAUUUUUGGGAAGAGAUACUCUUUGACUUGUCAUGCUGCUUAAAGCAGAGCUUGGCUGUGCCGAUAGAACUUUGCAACUAGUCACUUCCACUGGGGCAUCCGUUUUGCUGGCAGUUCUGCUACUUGUCGGUUCUUCUAUCUCCUUCGCAGGAAGGAGCCAUAGGUCUAAAGCUUGAAGUUAUUUAAAAUACUAGAAACCUUCUCUAGGCAUUCAAUUUCUAUUAACGGGUUGUUGCAAUCAUUUGUAGACUAAUGAACUUAAAAAAGUGAUUGGCACAAAUCAAGAAGACACUCCUUUUUUAAAAAAAGAAGGAAAAAAGGGUUGUUUUUUUAAAGAAGUGACAAUAACAGGUCCCAGGAAUCUCUUGAUUCAUAGUCUUUAAAUUUUUUUAAAAAGUUGCCAUAGUCAUGACCAUGGUUUUGUUGGAAAACUAAUGGGAACAGCUCUUCCUUCUAGGAACUGGAUCUGAAUCUGUAACUGCUAUGGGUCAGUACCUGCUCUUUAUCAUUGCCUUACCUAAACAAACCACCCACACAAAAAUGGGCAUGUGUAUUUUAUUUUUAUUUUUUUGGUAGCUGAAAUUUAGAUCUUUUUGUUCCCAGGAAUUGAAUUAAGGGUGUAAGCACUUUUAGAAGUCCAGAAGAGUUUCAGCUUUACCCCACCCCUUAGUGGGGGGUGGAAUAUCAGAUUUGUGUGUGCUUUGGUGCCUCUGGGGCUUCAGGCAUGGUCAUAUAUGCUGUUCUUAGUUUGGGGGAAAAUAGGAUUUGGCCCGUAAAAGACUUCUACACAGUCUUUUAGGGAGUGCUGUGGUCGACUUGCAGCCUCUUAUCUAUCUUGGUUGUACAUAUUCCUAUAAAAUCCUAUUAGCCAGUUGCUCAGAUAGCAGCCUUAAGUCAAACGCCUAAUUCUGUAAACCUUUUUACAGCUUCUUUCAAACCUGAGGCUAAAACCUUGAAUACAUUAUGGAAUUCUGUAAUAAUUCUAAUGGACUAGCAGAAUGGCAGCUGCACAUCUUGGUUUGCUUUUUUUGUUUUCAUUUCUCAUUGCAGAAUUAUUUGGCAGUGUACAGUAAUCUGUAAACUUGCAUCAAGUUUAUGAAUAAAGAACAAUUUUAAGAAA